AUGCCCUCCGCGCAAUGUCUGAACAUACCCGAAAUUCUCAUCUUGAUAUGUGCUCAGCUUUCUCGAGCAUCUCUAGCCUCCUUUGCACGGACCAACUCAAGAAUUUGCGGGGUUGCGCUGGAUGCCCUAUGGAGGAAGCAAACCAGUCUCAUUCCUCUGCUGCGGACUCUCCCUCAGUCUUAUGCGUCGUCUCAGACCAUAGAGGGCAGCAUACCACAGGCCGACUGGGAGAACACACAGACUUACGCGCGGAGGGUGAAGGUACUAUCUCUCGAAGGCGGUGGAUUCAGGACGGGCUAUGGAACCGAAGAAAUCGAAGUUCCCCUCGAUACGAUGCAGGCGUAUACCUUCCGCCUCGGUCGUGCGCCCAUAUUCCCCGGCCUCCGUAAAGUGGACAUGGGGCUCGCUAGAGAAGACGACUUCCUGUUCCUUCGAUUCCUGGUCACUCCUUCGCUGCGGUCGUUGUUCAUGCGCUACCGAUCCGGCUUCAUGGGAGGUUCCAACAUCGAGCACAUCCUGCCCUCCAUCCCCGCGCUCUGCCCCGAGCUCACAUACCUCAAAGUGCACGACGACGACAGCCCAUAUGAUCCCGAACUUGACGAGCGGGUGAGCCUGCCCUUGAAGGAGAUGAUCCUGGGUUGGACCUGCCUGACGAAGGUGAACAUCGCGGAAGCCCACCCCGAGGCGAUCUGGCACCUUGGGAGAUGCCGAACUCUGCGAAGCCUGACGAUGCACGCCUCCAACGCCCUGCAGUGGCCCCCGGCGGAGGCACCGGGCUUCGAGCAUGGGCUGUCGAGCCUUGCCAUCUUGGCCGAGGAGGGUAGCUUCAUCGUUCCGAUAAUCAGGUGCAUGUCGAGCGCGCCCAUCUCGGCGAGGGUCGUGAACAUAUACUGCGAGACGGACAACAACAGCUGGAAGCAAGACAGUUUCAGCGUUCUAGCGCAGGCCUUGGACCCGAUGUCCCUUCAGCAAUUUUUCUACGACCACAGAUUUUACAGACAGGAAACGUGGGAUAUACCCGCACAUACUUUGCGGCAGUAUAGACGGUUCCCCUAUAUGGUCGUGUUCGACGUCUUGGCCAGCGGCCUUCCCUCAUUCGACGACGACUCCCUGGCUGCGAUGGUGUCCGCAUGGCCUCGACUGGAACACCUCGCGGUCCGCGGGUCCUUGGGCGUGCCAUCAUCCUCCGAUCCCAGGAUCUCACUUGCAUCACUGGCGACGCUGACGCAGUACUGUCCUGCGCUCGACACAUUCAGGUGCACUCUGACCAGCUCCAAAGUUCCACCACUGCCGGAUGUCGGAGCGCUGUCUCUGAAGGAAAGGGGCAAUGCUUCGCCUUGGAUCGAUUUAGUAUUCGAUGGGGUACGUGGAUUACCCAUCGAGGCUCCGGAGGCGGUGGCGAGCUACAUCUACACGGUCUUCAAAGGCAAGGAGUGCACACUGCGGAUCAAUUCAGCUAUGUACGGGGAGGACGAGACUUCGGUGAAGUGGAGGAAGGUGAAGGCACUAGUGGAGGCAAAUGCUGUCGCCUUUGCUGUCAAUCAUUCCAUCCAGGCGCUCCUCAAUACUCUGGCGCCCCAGGGCUCCGCCGAUGCGCCACGGCUGACACCGCAAGCGCUUGAGCGCCUUUCACAGAAGAUGGAGGAGCUCGCGCAGGCUAGGGAGGCUCAGGCAGCAGGAAACAACCAGGUCGGAGGUGAGCUCGUUAACGAAGAGGGCCUCCCGAUCGUCGAUGUGACCGAGACCGAGGGCGCGCCGAUCGUCAGCGCGACGGGCGACUCCCUCAUCUCCGAUGAAGAUCCCCUCGUGCGGUGGAACCUGCUGUCCUCCUUCGAGCGCGAGCGCCGCGCGAAGGAGCGCGAUCGCAUCCUCGACCUGUUGGAGGCAGAGGAGGCAGAGGAAGAGGCCGCGCGCGAGGCGAAGGAGGAAGCGGAGCGCGUGGCGGAGAGGGAGAGGCUGAGGGAGAAGCACAAGGAGGAGUUGAACAGGAUCAAGGCGCAGAGGGAUAUGCACAAGAAGAUGGGCAAGGCGCUGCUGAAGGGUUUGGCCGGUGAUCGGCCGGCAGCCGUACCAAGCACACCAGCGACGACCUCAGCGCCGACGGAGCCGGCGAAGGCGAAGAAGACCGUCGCGUUUGCGGAGUCGGCGUCUGAAGUGGAGAAGCCUGUCGAGGAAGGCAAGGACUGGGGCGACGUGAAGGCGGGUCGUAUACGCAUGAAACACAACAGCCUUCUGCAUUCCAUGUCUCCGGCGGAUCAGCCCACCAUGAAGGCCACGGUUGUCGAACGGACACCGCAGGGAGCGCCUCCGCCACCUACUCUAUCCCAGCCCGAGCGCGACUCGGAUGACGAGUCCGUUCCCGAGGUUCCCAGCUCCCCUGUUCCAGGGGACUCAGAUGAAGAUAUCGCGGAUCACGAGGAUGACGAGGAGGAAGAUGGAGAGGCAGUACUGGAGCCUGAAGAGUACGAUCUAGACUUUGCGGCACAACAGAGGGAGAUCGCCCUCGAAUACCACCGCAAGCGGGCGACCAUUGGUCAAGCUGCGUUGGAUGCAAUGCGCUCGCAUACCCCCGACGAACAUGAACAUACGGAGGUCGACCCAGUCGUCAAUCCCCCUGCUCCGAAGCCAGCCGUCUCACGCUUCAAGGCAUCCAAAAUGGCUUCCGCCUUCAAUGUUGAAGCCGGACCCUCACAAGCUCGGCAAUCACACUCACUCGGUGCUGCAGUCGUACCAGAAGGGACGACGCGCACGAUCCAGAGCGCAAUCAAGACAGGCAAGCUCGACGACGACAAGAAGCUGGUCGGCGGUGCGGAAAGCGACAGCGAAGACGAAAACGAGCUCGCGCGCGAGAUGUACGAAGCCCUCCGACGAGGCGAGCUAUACAACCUGGGACCGGGGCAGGUUCAUUUAGUGCCGCCGCCCGCGGACGCGCCGAUACCGAAUACGCCGAAGUCGACAACACGACCCAAGUGGUCGACACCCUCUCAGCCUACGGGCACAAUCCCUGUCAGCCCGGAAAAGCUAACACCUCUGGACCGACCGACGCCCACUUCGCGGUUCAAAGUUGCGAUGUCGCAGGCCGGGAGACCGAAUCCGUCUUCACCGCUGUCCGAGGCGGCUACUCCAGUCAAUACCACGGGCCGCUCGUCGCCCAAGAUGCCGGUGUCUCCAGCAGUCAUGGAGCGCAGGUCGUCAGAUGUGGUAGAGAGAGCACUACCUGGCGUGACGGAACGGAAGCCACCUGCAGUCGUCGAACGAAAAUCUGCCGCUGCUGGGCCCUCGCGACUUGCUGCUGUACCUCUGAAUUCUCGGUCUUCGUCGACAGCGUCAUCAGCAACUGUUGUCGAAUCGCCUUCCUUCCCAUCCAUGAUCAUCGACUCCCCGUCUUUCCCCUCUAUGGUGGUGGACUCGCCCUCUUUCCCAAGACCCGGUGGUGGGGCGGGAUCUUCAUCGGUCGUUGGCUCGCCUUCGUUCCCAUCGCCGUCUUCGCGACAGCAAGGACGACCGCAGAGGCCGCCAGAGAUCCUGUCGGCGGCAGUCAAGGAGUCUGCGGGGCGAAGGGAGGAUAGGCAGGAGGAAGCGCCGGCACCGCGAAGGGUGUCGCGAUUUAUGGCGCAGCGUGGAUAGUUUACUGUUCGUGACCGAGCUCUCAAUGAAUCAUAACAUAGAACAUGAUUCUUGCUGCUACUGAGCAAUUGCAUAGACAGGAGGCGAGUCAUUGAAAAGGAUUGUGGGUGU
Molecule: messenger RNA, 3738 nt
Organism: Schizophyllum commune H4-8
Lineage: Eukaryota; Fungi; Basidiomycota; Agaricomycetes; Agaricales; Schizophyllaceae
Exons: 6
Coding region: 1-3627 (1208 amino acids)
Source: RefSeq, a predicted model, not a curated record